UUUUUCUUAAUUAUUCCUCGUCAAUUGUGCAAAUAAGAAGAGUAUUUCUUAUUUAUAUUAACAACAUUAACAGAGCACACGUGCAUGAAAUGCUCUAAUUAAAGCAUAACCCCGCUGAAUCAAUCAAUUGACGAGGAGUAAUCAUUAAAAAAAUAUAUCUGUUGUUCUGAAGAUUCCGUAUAAAAAGAUGAACCUUCAGGUUUUGUUCAUCAAUUGAAUUCCGUUCUCUUGAAGACCUCAAAAUGCGUGUACUAUUCCUCCUCGCCAUUGUUCUUGCAGUCGCAUAUACAGCAUCUGCUGUACCGCGUCCACAAUCCCCUCGGCGUUGUCGCUCUGGAGAAGUUUGGAGAACAUGUGGUCCUGCAUGUCAGCCAACGUGUCGAAAUCGUCAAGGAGCAUGUCCUGGUCGGCGAUGUGUCGCGGCAUGCAAUUGCAUCAGUGGAAUGGUGAGACGUUACCCAGGCGGCAUCUGUACUCGAAUUUGUCCCCGAAUCGGUUGAAUUCGGAAUCUGAAAAAAAAAACACUUGAUUGACCAGGCAAAAAUUUUCCCACGUUGUAAUGAAAAAUUAUUUUUUUUUCAAUAAACAAUGCUGCUGCA
Messenger RNA from Fopius arisanus, 599 nucleotides. Its product is annotated as chymotrypsin inhibitor-like. The coding region runs from base 243 to 500 and encodes 85 amino acids. The record is from RefSeq and is a predicted model, not a curated record. The transcript has 3 exons. NCBI's taxonomy places the organism in Eukaryota, Metazoa, Arthropoda, Insecta, Hymenoptera, Braconidae.